Messenger RNA from Fusarium venenatum, 1692 nucleotides. Its product is annotated as membrane transport protein-domain-containing protein. The record is from RefSeq and is a predicted model, not a curated record. Gene Ontology annotation, biological process: transmembrane transport. Gene Ontology annotation, cellular component: endoplasmic reticulum; membrane. NCBI's taxonomy places the organism in Eukaryota, Fungi, Ascomycota, Sordariomycetes, Hypocreales, Nectriaceae.
AUGGCUUCUUGGCAGUCCUUUUCGGUCCCGUCUUUUCGACUGACGCAACUUGCUCAAGAUGCAUACGAGUUGCCCCUACAAACGUUCGUCACCACUAAUGAUACGCAUCCUUCGAUAGCGCACCUAUGUCUCCUGGUGUUCGAAGCUGUACUAGAAGUAGUAUGUGUCAGUUUGCCUGGCUACAUCGUCGCGCGGCUCGGCCACUUCGAUGCUGAGAAGCAGAAGUUCUUGGCCAAUCUCAAUGUGAUGCUAUUCACGCCAUGCCUGAUCUUCACUAAGCUCGCCUCUCAGCUUACUGCAGAGAAACUUUCCGACCUCGCCAUUAUUCCCGUCAUUUUCAUCAUCCAGACAUUCGUAUCAUGGAUCGUAUCCUUCGUUGUCGCAAAGUUGUUCGGAUUCAACAGGCGAGCAUCCAAUUUUGUUACAGCAAUGGGUGUUUUCGGAAACUCAAACUCGCUGCCUAUCUCCCUCGUUCUCUCGCUCUCCCAAACACUGAAAGGCCUGCACUGGGAUAAGGUUCCUGGCGACAACGACGAUGAGGUUGGCGCGCGUGGUAUUCUCUAUCUCCUUAUCUUCCAGCAGCUCGGUCAGCUUGUCCGUUGGAGCUGGGGUUAUCAUGUCCUCCUUGCUCCUAAGGAAAAGUACCCCGAGUACCGGGAAGAGAUCGCCGAAGAAGGCCAGCGCUACCGUGACGAUGAAGAUCACGAAAAUGCGGCCUUGAUUGAUGGCCUUGAUGGCGAGACGGAGGAUGAGGGAGACCGCCUGAGUAUCGACUCGCAAAACUAUGAUCCCGCCGGUCGGACCCCUAUCGCGAGUACCUCCCGUGUCUCGCUUGCGGUUUCUAGCGACGACGAUAUGCCCAAGAAGUCUAUGCCAAAGAGCAAGCAGGGACAAACUGAUAUCACUGCUCCUCUUAAUGGUAAUGCGGGUAGCAUGGAUUCUUUCCCACCUGUCCCAUCGCUUGAGGAUGACGAGGAACCUGCCGGUAUCGCAGCGAGAACCAAGUCCGCUGUCAAAUCACCCUUCAUCCGUCUACACAGGGGGACAUCCAAAACACUUUGCAACUGGUACCAGAAGUCUCCUGCCCCUAUCAAGGCCACCUUGAGGUUUACUAAGCGUGCGGCUGGAAAGUUCAACAACUUCAUCUGGGAAUUCAUGAACCCUCCUCUUUGGGCUAUGCUGAUUGCCAUCCUUGUUGCUUCCAUCCCGUCGCUUCAGCGACUUUUCUUCGAAGAGGGUUCUUUCGUUCAGAACAGUGUGACCAACGCCAUUCGCUCAAGUGGAAAUGUCGCCGUUCCAUUGAUUUUGGUCGUUCUUGGUGCCAACCUGGCUCGUAACACCAUGGCCAAGGAUGAGGCACUGGACCCCGAGGAGGAGCGCAUCGGAACCAAGCUCUUAGUUGCCUCUCUGCUUUGUCGCAUGGUUCUGCCGACUGCUAUCAUGGCUCCCAUGCUUGCUCUCAUUGCCAAGUAUGUGAAUGUUAGCAUUCUCGAUGAUCCCAUUUUUGUCAUUGUUUGUUUCUUGCUCACUGGAGCACCCAGUGCGCUUCAACUUGCUCAGAUUUGCCAAAUCAACAACGUCUUUGAGAAGACCAUGGGCAGAAUCUUGUUCCAGAGCUAUGUCAUCUGGAUCCUUCCCUCAACCCUGAUCCUUGUUAUGAUGGCUCUCGAAGUCGUCGAAUGGGCUCGAUAA